Hemiscyllium ocellatum (epaulette shark) is the source of this 7978-nucleotide messenger RNA. It is a transcript of the gene frem1b, whose product is annotated as Fras1 related extracellular matrix 1b. The coding region runs from base 407 to 6865 and encodes 2152 amino acids. Gene Ontology annotation, biological process: cell communication. Lineage: Eukaryota; Metazoa; Chordata; Chondrichthyes; Orectolobiformes; Hemiscylliidae. The transcript is spliced from 36 exons. Gene Ontology annotation, cellular component: membrane. The record is from RefSeq and is a predicted model, not a curated record.
AUAAAGGAUAUUGUUAAGGAGGCCUACUAAAGUUGCUAGAACUAUUCCUUUUUUUGCAGUUUGGAACAAUAAUAGGAAACCACAAGGAAGUACACCACAGAUACAGAUCCACAUGAAAGUUGGAAUCAAAAGAAACAGUUCAUGCAUUGUGCAGGCAUGGGAGCCCUGUGACUGCUGAGUGAGGAAAUUACAAAACAAAAACCCAUGUUGGACUUUAUUCAGGCAAGUGGGUAACAACUGGAAGUCACCUUACCUCAAUCUGACCUGCACCAAAUGGGAAAUCUUUACAGCUUCUGUUCCUCAUUUUGGAUUUAAGCUUCUUCCUCUACUGAUUGCACACCAUUAUUUUAAUCUAAUAUUGAUUCCUCCGAAGGAUGAUUUGUCCAAAAAAACCUUUAGAAUAAAGAUGCUUCUAAGUUUGUUAACACUGAUAAUUUUCUACAUCCCACAUACUGAGGCAGAUGGACUUGUUCAUCUGAAUGGAGGGAUUAUAGUUGGUAGGGGGCAACAUACAUACGUGACAGACAAUGACCUGCAGUUCAACAUUCCCAAAACCAAAGACUCCUGCAAGGUCGAGGUUGUACUGAAUGAACCUAUAACACAACGAGUUGGAAAAUUAACUCCUCAGGUUUUUGACUGCCAUUUCCUCCCUCAUGAAGUGAAAUAUACCCAUAAUGGCUGCCCUCUGUUAAAGGAAGAUAACGUGAUGUUAAGGAUCUAUGGAUUCACAGAAACUCAGACAUUUAUGGAAACAUUUCUAUUGAACAUACAAAUUACAGAACCAAAAUCCAGUAUAAUCAAGUUUGGAUUGGUUGGCCUUCAGGUUCAAGAGUUUUACGGGAUAUCAAAUCCUAUUGACAAAAAUGUUGUGUCUUUCAAGUACGACGCAAACAUAACUUGUACGGUAAAAUUGUUAUCAACAGAGGCCUUUGUUCCAGCCCAUGGUCAGCUUAUUGCUGAUGAUCCGAGGUAUCAUGACCAAGGACAGGUACGAGAUGAUGUGCUGAAGCAGAACGUUAGAAAAGUAAGACAGGCUAAAAUAACAUGUCCCAACAACAAGGCUUGCCUAACUGGUGUUAAGGAAGUGCGAUUCUUAAAGGUUAAUUGUGAAGAGUUCCUAGCAAUGGAGCUGAAAUAUCAACACCUCAGUCCACCCUCUCCUGAUACUGACUAUAUUCCAAUUAGAGUCGAAGUCAGAGAUAAAAGGACCAGAUACCUCCUUCAGGUAGAAAAUGCUUGGAUUCAAGUUAACAUUAAAGGUGCAGUCCCAAAUCAGCAACCCAAAGCCGCCUUCAUGUCAAUGUACAUCCUGGAGGUUGAUCAAUUCAUUCUGACACCAUUGAGCGUUGCAGCUAUUGAUGCAAAUGAUGAUGAAACACCAAAGGACAGGCUGGUUUUCAACAUCACCAACCCUCCUAUAGAAGGAUACUUAACUCACCUGGAUGACCACACCAAAUCCAUCACAUCUUUCAGCUGGCAGGAUUUAUAUGAAAUGAAAAUAGCAUAUCAACCUCCUAACGUUAGUCAUACUGAAAGGAGGAAUUAUGAGGUUGAUUUUAAAGUAAUAGACACUUUUUUUGAAGUCAGUGCUACUAUCAUGGUUCAUUUUUCAAUAAGAACAGCAGAGACAAAUGCACCAAGAGUUUCUUGGAACAUGGGUCUGGACUUACUGGAAGGUCAAUCUCGACCAAUUACUUGGGAAAAUUUUCAGAUCGUAGACAAUGAUAAUAUUAAUGAUGUACGUUUAAUAGCAGUGGAAGGACUCCAGCAUGGACGGCUCACAGUAAGAGGUGGCAAAGGAUUCAUGUGCACCAUUGAGGACAUUAAGGAAGGAGUUGUGCACUAUCACCAUGAUGAUAGUGAUACGACCAAAGAUUAUAUUGUAUUCCGAAUCUUCGAUGGCAAACACACUACCAGACACAAGUUUCCAAUUAACAUUUUGCCCAAAGAUGACAGCCCUCCCUUCUUAAUUAACAACCUUGCUUUUGAACUAGCAGAAGGAGCAUCUAUAUUAAUAGAAAACCAUAUGCUACUGUCUUCCGAUUUGGAUUCAAGUGAUGAUUACAUAUUGUACAGGAUUAUAGUUCCACCCAAAGCUGGAGAGAUUGUGAAAAAAACUUCAUCAGAUCGACUGGGUCAUCCUGUGACUAGUUUUCUACAGAGGGAUCUGUUCCGUGGUCUGAUUUAUUAUCGUCAUUCUGGGAGCGAAAUAUUUGAGGAUUUAUUUGAAUUUAUUCUGUGGGAUAGCCAUGAGCCUCCAAACCUUUCAGACCCUCAGAUAACAAUGGUCCGUAUAAUGCCAGUGAAGGAUCAGUUACCUAAAGAAGUUGAUGGUGCUACACGCUAUUUGGUAACAAAAGAAACGGAAAUUAAUCACAUCACAAAGGAUCAUCUCCAUUUCACAGACACAGAAUCCCCAGAGAAUGAAUUGAUGUACAUAAUCAGUAAACCAUGUUUUUUCCCAACAAACCAGAGAAUGUACGAUGCAGGCAAGAUAAUUUUCACAGACAGUACAAAGAAUAUGAAAAAGGAUCCUUCCAUCCCUAUGAUGAGAUCAUUUACACAGCAUGCAGUGGACCACAUGAAAGUAGCGUACAUGCCUCCUCUCGAGGAUAUCGGGCCUCAUCCAUUAUUGGUGCAGUUCAUAUUUUCUGUCAAGGAUCAGCAAGGAGGUAUCGUGACUGGAAUUGUCUUUAAAAUCACCAUUAUUCCUGUGGACAACCAACCACCUGAGAUUUUCACUAAUGAAAUAAAAGCUGAAGAAGGUUCAAGCUGCAUGAUCACUGCAGAUAAUCUGAUGGUGACAGAUAAGGAUACGAUUGAUGAGGAUAUCCGAAUCCAGUUGAAACAAAAACCACAGCAUGGAGAUAUUGAACUGCAAGGAAACAUCAUGCAGGAAGGGGAUAUGUUUACACUUGAUGACCUCAAAUCCUUUCAAGUCAGGUACAAACAUGAUGAUUCAGAAACACUGCAUGAUUUAGUUGUGUUUACAGCUACAGAUGGAUUUAACACUGCAGAUGAGGUGCUGAAAGUAAAGAUUAUACCAAUAAAUGAUGAACCUCCAGAGCUACAGAAACAUUUGAAAUCUGGUCUCCAAUGUCCUGAAGGAGAAAGGGUCACCAUUACUUCUGAAUAUCUUUAUGCUACAGAUACUGACAGUAAUGACACGAAGCUGACAUACAUGAUUGCUCGCUCACCGCUAUAUGGAGUGAUAAAAAGAAAUGACGUCACAGUCGACAAAUUCUCACAACUGGAUAUUAUCCAAGGUUUAAUCUCCUAUUGGCACACCGGUGGUGAAAUAGGAUACAAUCCUUGCAUUGAUACUGUCACAGUAAUUGUAUCUGACGCCGAAGCAGGCACAGUGGACAGCUGUUGUUAUGAUGGAUCUCUCCCACCACCAGUGCCACUUCAUGGCUCUCUCCCUUUCUAUGACCUUAACGUCACUGUAAUGCCAGUGAAUAAUCAACCUCCUACAAUUCAAGUUGGGGGUAUGUUUACAGUUGAUGAGGGAUCGCAAGCCAGCUUGGCAUUAGAAUUUCUGUCUGCCACAGAUGAAGACACAGUCGCGGAGAAACUAAUCUUUGUGUUGGAGAGUUUACCCCUGUUUGGAUAUCUAGAAAACACUCUCCCAUCACCAGGGUAUGAAAAAAGCAAUGCUGGAAUAAACAUAGCUUCCUUCAGUCUGCAGCACCUCAGGGCAGGCUACAUCAACUACGUCCAGUGCAGACAUAACCAGAUGGAGCCCACAGCUGACCACUUUAUGGUAUCUGUUAGUGACGCUGUACAUAAAUCUAUAGCAGUGCCAUUUUAUGUCAUCAUCAACCCAAUCAACGAUGAAACUCCAGAUUUGCAGCUGGGAAACAUCACAAUAAUGGAGGGUGAUAUAUGUGUGAUUGGCCCUGGAGUACUGAAUGCAGUGGAUCUGGACAUACCUCAAGAUACAAUGAUCCUCUCUGUGAUUAGACCUCCUGCUCAUGGAGUCCUUCUGAAUGGCAUCUAUGGAAAUGAUGUUGCCAAAUACAGGCAAAUGAAUGCUGAAGUUCUACAAAAUGAUCUGAGGGUACAUAGUUUUAGCAUGGAUGAACUCAAACAAGGAAUGAAGCUUAUGUACAUGCACGAUGACACAGAAACCUUGAAGGAUAGUUUUACCAUUCAACUAACAGAUGGCAAGCAUGCAGUACAAGAGACAGUACACGUCAGCAUUAUAUUAGUCAAUGAUGAGAAGCCAGUUAUUUUAAAAAACACUGGUUUGCAAGUGGAAGUGGGGGAAAACAAAGUUAUUUCCAGUGUGGCUUUAGAAGCUGAAGACAAGGACACACCACGAUUCAAGCUUUACUAUGUCAUCAAUACUGUUCCUACAUUUGGACAGCUUCAAUUCAAGACUGAACUUGAAUGGAUUCAUUUAUAUCCAGGCAUGAACUAUAGUCAAGAAGAUAUAGACCUGAAUCGAGUCUGGUAUCUACACACAACUAUUGUGGGGUUAAAAGGUCAUGACAAUUUUCGCUUUCAUGUUACAGAUGGGGAUAACUCCUCACCUUCACAGUCUUUUCAUAUUUUGCUCAAAAACAUGAAUAAAGGUGGUAUUGUUGUACUCACCAAACCUGUAACUUUAAAAGAGGGUGACAGGGUCACCUUGACGACAGAUGUUCUCAAGGCAACAGAUGGCACUGGCAAACCCGAAGAGCUAUUGUACGCCAUCUCUGUGCCACCUGCACAUGGUCAGAUCGAGUACAUCAAUUAUCCUGGAGUGGCCAUUUCCAGUUUCAGCCAGUUGGAAGUAGCAGCCCAGAAGGUUUGCUAUGUCCAUGACAACAGUCGUGAGGCCAGCACGGAUGGAUUCAGAUUUUUUAUUAGCAAUGGGAUAACAGUUAAAAACAGCUCCAUGGAGUUUAACAUUGAGCGAACUGACCAUAUCAUGCCUACUCUAGUCAAUAAUAAAGGUCUUCAGUUACCAGAUGGAGCCAAAUUGGUCAUCUCUCCUGACAAUCUUCAACUCUCAGAUCCAGAUACUCCCUUGAUGAACCUAACCUACAUUAUUAUCCAGCCUCCUCAGCAUGGCAACAUCUACCUGAAAGAAAACGUUCUUUCCCAGCCCCACUUCACACAGUUGAAUGUGAAUAAUUUGGACAUUUCCUACAAACACAGAGCAGGCUCCUCUGAGCUUGACCAUUUUACAUUCAUUGCUUCUGAUGGAACCAAUCAUGGCUUUUUAGUCAAUGGCCAGAUGACAAAGGAGCCUGUUAUAUUCAGAUUACAGGUGGAGCAAGUUGACAAAGCUUCUCCCUAUAUCCUCAUCAAUCAAAGCCCAACUACAGUUCACAAACUGAAAGAUGGACGUUUUGCUAUCUACAUCACAGCCCAGAACUUAAAAUCCUCAGAUGUGGACAGCAAACAUGAGGAGCUGAUCUAUACGAUUCUCCGUCCACCUUUCUAUGGAUACUUGGAAAGUACUACUACAGGUGGAUACAUUCAAGGCUCAUUUACCCAGAAAGAGGUGGACAGACGUACAAUUCGCUACAUCAUCAGUCCCUCCAUAGAACUGACAUCUGACAGCUUUGAGUUCAAAGUAUCUGACACUGCAGGAAACUCUAAUGCACCAGAAAUAAUGGAACUGAAGUGGUCCAGGAUUGAAAUGUCUGCAAGUUGCUAUACAGUCUGUGAGAACAUCGGAACUCUCUCCAUAAAGGUUAUCAGGAAAGGAUUCAGUGCUGAUCCCUCUUACAUUGGUAUAACGGUUCAGGGGUUAUCAGCUACAGUUGGCAGAGACUUUACACAUAGCUCAGCGAGUUUAAUUCAGUUUGAUCCUGGUAUUUCCAUAAAGGUGUGGAAUAUUUUUAUUCACAAUGAUGGACUUGAAGAGAAUAAUGAAAAGUUGAAGGUGCAGCUGAAGACACCAAUGAAUGCCAUCCUUGGGCAGAAGGAUGUCUCUUUGGUGGAAAUUGUGGAUUUGCGUGGAGGCAGAUGUGAUCAUACUGAUUUGAAAACAAGAGGAGAUGAUUAUAAUGGUCACAUGGACAGUGGUUUAAGUGAACUCACGAAGACGUCUGCCAACUCACCCACUGAUAAAAAAGAAGGAAUAUUCAAUGAGAGAGAAAGAUUAUUCACAGACCCCGAUCUGCACAAGAAUCAUCAUACUCACCCUCCAAGGGGUGAUGUUCCUCAUAUGGACCAUUUUUUGGACUAUUAUGGAACACGGAUCAGAGAUGAUGUCUCUCCAGUGACACCCAGUACACAACUUCAGGCUUUUGGAAGCAGCAGAGUGAUUCCUCCCUCAUCGAUUCAGAGAGAGAAUGGGGAGAUUGUGUGGAGAUAUCAUGGGAUGGUGCCAAUAAGAAUUGAAGAAGGAAAAUUGCCUCACUUCUCUCAAACCAGAGAAUAUCAGGCACCAGACCUGCUCCAGAAAGACCUCCCAUCGAAAGCUGAAAACAUUCAAUCAAUCAGCAACAACGAUCAGGCAAAUCAACAAAUGGAAUGUCCUUCAGGCUGGACCCAGCACAAGAAACAUUGUUAUAUUUUGAAUCCUGAGAGAAAUGCAACCUGGCAAGGAGCUGAAAUGGCCUGUAGGCAAAUGUUUAAUGCUAAUUUAGUCAGUGUACAUUCCAGAAAAGAACUGAAGUGGCUUUGGAAGUUUGCCAGAAGACAGUCAUUUUGGAUUGGUUUAAUAGCUGAGACUGGCUCUGGAAAUUGGAGAUGGACUAAUGGAAGACCAGUAACCUUUACAAACUGGAAGAAAAAUAAGCCUUCAAUACGAGGAAAUAUUCAGCUGAGAUGUACUCUUGUCCAACAUGGAGGCAAAUGGGUGACUAGACUAUGUAAUGAAAAAAAGGAUAGGUAUAUCUGCUGUACUUCUGUAUCAAGACCUUAACCAGGCCACCUUAAGAGAGGUUAUGUGUUUGCAAAUGUCUAGGGUAAAUGCUUCAAAAUGCAAAAUACAGAAUCGCUGACUACCUUUAUAUGCAAAUAAUGACAAUCUUAAAUAUUUCUUUCAGGUAUUUGCCAUUCAAAUAAUUGUUAGCCAGCUGCUCAAACAGAAAAUGCAGACUCUAUUGUUUAUGCCCUAUUGAGUGACUUAUUGUGAAGUACUAAAAAACAUAUUUUGAAUGUAUGUUAAAUUUCAAUGGUGAAUGAUAAAUCCCUAUAUAAUGACCAUUAAAGUGAGUAAAAGAUGCCUGCAAGUGGAAAUUCCUAAAAAAUCAAAUAAUUAAAGUUAUCUUUCAGAUACAAGUAGGAUACAAAAUAAUUAUCUCUACAAGAAAAAUAAUUCAAUUUGAGGUAAGCCCAAUAUUGCAAUUUAAUUUGCUAUUCAGUUUAAUAAUCAUGGAUUAGUUGAAUUGUUCUGGCCAGUGUAUUGCAACAUUGUCAAUUUGCAGAAAAUUAUUCUUUCUGUAGAUAUUUUCACAUGUAUUACCUAAAAGGAUAAAUUUAUGACUUAUUUUGAACUAACAACCAGAGGACUAAUUUAUAAAUAUGCCUAAAAUAUUGCUGCAUGUGGUGAUGAAACAAUUCUUACCCAUUUAUGUAAUUUCAACACAAACAUUAGAUUCUUCCGACUGGAAUUUUCCUCAUUCCUCUCACACUCUUACUUCCCCAGUAAAUAGAAUCAAAUAUUAGCCAGAGCUUUGUAUUAAAUAUCCUUUGCUGUUGAUAUUACAGCAUCUGCCAACAACACUUCAGAGAAAUUAUCAAUGAAACUACAGCAUGUGUGAAAUUAUUGCUUAUCAGCACGAUUGAGGGUUUUGUCAUUGUGGCAGUCACAAGAAGUACAUAAUGUUCUUGUAUUUUUGUAAAUUAAAAUUUAUCUCAUGGAAUUCAACUCCAAUUAGUCUUCUAAGACCACAAAACUUCACUCCUACUCUUUUCAAACUUCGGCUGAUAUCCACAUUAUGUAAUAUCAACACAUUAUUUUUUUCAAUAAAUAAAAUAGUAAUGUGCAUCAAUAGCAUACUUUUGCCUUUAUUUUCUUCAGACAAGCAUUUUA